Rhinolophus ferrumequinum (greater horseshoe bat) is the source of this 2221-nucleotide messenger RNA. RefSeq names its product bridging integrator 2 (gene BIN2). The transcript is spliced from 13 exons. Gene Ontology annotation, molecular function: phospholipid binding; protein binding. The record is from RefSeq and is a predicted model, not a curated record. NCBI's taxonomy places the organism in Eukaryota, Metazoa, Chordata, Mammalia, Chiroptera, Rhinolophidae. Gene Ontology annotation, biological process: phagocytosis, engulfment; podosome assembly; plasma membrane tubulation. Bases 75 to 1772 code for a protein of 565 amino acids. Gene Ontology annotation, cellular component: plasma membrane; cytoplasm; podosome.
ACUUCCUCCUCAGGGGCCUCCAGAAAACCGCAGAGCUCGGGGCCAGGGCAGGCCAUCCCCGGGGAGCCGACAGGAUGGCUGAGGGCAAGGCGGGCGGCGCUGCCGGCCUCUUUGCCAAGCAGGUGCAGAAGAAGUUCAGCAGAGCCCAGGAGAAGGUACUACAGAAGUUGGGGAAAACUGUGGAAACCAAAGAUGAACGGUUUGAACAAAAUGCCAAUAACUUCUACCAUCAGCAGACAGAAGGCCUCAAGCUAUACAAGGACCUGAAGAACUUCCUUAGUGCAGUCAAAGUGAUGCAUGAAAGUUCAAAGAAAGUGUCAGAAACCCUGCAGGAGAUCUACAGCAGCGAGUGGGACGGGCAUGAGGAUCUAAAGGCCAUUGUAGGGAAUAAUGAUCUCCUUUGGGAAGACUAUGAAGAGAAACUAGCUGACCAAGCUUUGAGGACCAUGGAAAACUAUGUCGCCCAGUUUGGCGAGAUUAAGGAAAGAAUCUCCAAGCGGGGUCGGAAACUCGUGGAUUAUGACAGUGCCCGACACCACCUGGAGGCGGUACAGAAUGCCAAGAAGAAAGAUGAGGCCAAAACUGCCAAGGCAGAGGAAGAGUUCAACAAAGCCCAGGCUGUGUUUGAAGAGCUGAACCAGGAACUGCUAGAGGAGUUGCCUGUUCUUUAUAACAGUCGUAUUGGCUGUUAUGUGACCAUCUUCCAAAACAUUUCCAACCUCAGGGACGUCUUCUACAGGGAGAUGAGCAAGCUGAACCACAAUCUCUACGAGGUGAUGAGCAAACUGGAGAAGCAACAUUCCAACAAGGUCUUUGUGGUGAAGGGACUAUCAAGCAGACGCUCCUUAGUCAUCUCUUCCCCAGUUCAAACAUCUUCAGUCUCCAGCCCUCUUACCUCACCUACUAGUCCCUCUGUACCUCCCUUGAAGAGUGCGAGGGAUUCCAUCUCAGUAAGUGAAGAAGAGCUGACAUCUGAUCCAACCCAGGGAGAAGACAAAUCUGAAAUUAAAGAAGAGCCCUUCAAAGACAAGGAAAUGGAGGAGGAAGAAGCUGAAGCAAGCUCCUCUGAGGAGGAAGAGCCUCAGCCAGCCUGCAAUGGCCCCACCCAGGCCCUGUCCUCUCCCACCGUUGAGGGUGGCGAGUCCCAGGAGGAAGCUGCCCCUAGCUCCCCAGCUCCAUCACCAGACAGAGCUCUGAUCCCUUCAGAGCAGCCUUCAUCUCUCCCAGAAGUAGUCCUCCGAACCCGAACCUCAAGUGAAGGGUCUGAACAACAAAAGAAGAGAGCCUCUCUCCAGAGGACCUCAGCACCCCCUAAUAGGCCUCCUCCACCCAGAGCUACUCCCAGCCGUAGGACCUCCUCAGGGAACACACCCUCCAGCCCUGCAGCCUCUGACCAGGGUUCACCCACCAGCUCCAGGGCCUCCUUGGGAGCUGGGACUCCAAGUCCUAGGGCCUCCUCGGACGUCUUUUUUGAUGCACAGCCACCAGAGAAGCCAGUAAGAACUUCUGAGUCCCGAGAAAAAGAAAACACUGACAAUGUGAACCCAGAAGAACUUUGUACUUCCCCCGCCUCGAUGGUCCCUGAGGUGUUUUCAGAGUCUGGCUAUGUGAGGAAGAUGGAAGAGGAUGAAGAGAACAAAAAGCUUACCUCGGAUGACUCCCCUGAGAGCCAAGGCCUCCAGCUUCACAUCUCUGCGGUUCCAGAAGAGAGUAACGUCACAGCACCCGAGCCUCAAGAAGAGGCAUCUACAAUGCGAAGUGCAGAACGCUGAAGCAGAACGGCCAACACCUCCCCCCGCAGACACAUCUUAGAGAAACUCCUCAGCUAGAGGGUACAUAGGUCAGAGGGACUUAAGUACGAUCCAGCAUUCAUUUCUAGGCUCUGAAACAACAUGGAUGCUAGUGGUCCCUAAAGACCCAGCAUUAAUGGAGGCUGAGGAGCAGACUUAGGGCAGGGAGGGGGACAGGCUUGGGGGAAGAGAUUGUUCGACUCAGGGAAUAUUUAAUUCAGGUUGUAGCAUUGUUAGAAUAAUGAGACUUGACAUAUUAAUUAAAGUAGGGCUAACAUGACUAUAAAAAGCAAAAGCAACUAUAGACACAGACACAUAUAUAACCACACCUCCUCAGAGACUAGAAAACAAAUCUUUGAUUUACCACUCAUUUUACAAGACUUAAAGGCAAAAGAACAUAUUUUCAGGUUGUUAAAUAAAGUAUUAUUCUA